UGUUUUGGCUUCAGUCUCACUGAGCGAGUUCCAGCGUGCGUACGUUCAUGUAGAAGAAGGCGAGUGUUGACUGCGCUUGUCUUUGUCUCCAUCAGAAGUGGUCACUCUUCUGACUCCGAUUUUUCGGAGUUUCUUCUCAGCCUGAUUCCCUGGCUCCCGAGUUUUUACCAAAAGUUCGGGCUCUCGACCACUCUUUCCUCACUCAACUCUGGCCCAGACACCACCACCGCUGACCAGGUCGCCACGUACUCCUUCCCACCAAAUCCAUGUAGUCCGGUGACGAGCCAGUUGUCAAACUUCUCGGUCGAAACAGGUGCAAUACCUAAAGACACGUUGGAAACACCUCUUCGACGGAGACAUCCACACGAUAUUAUUAUUAUCGCAAUAAUAUUCAGCUAAAAGGCUAAAAAACGAAAUAACUUCCGGUGAAAAAGUCUAAUCAGCGUAUUUAAAUAGAAGUGAAUAAAUAGGGUUGUGAACAUUUUUGGGACAAGUUUUUUGGUGGACAUAAAAGAACAAGUCACUAUUUAGUGGUUGGAUGUAGAGGAAUUUAUUUGUUACGUUGCUCUCGUAUUCAUUGCGUCACACGGCUCGGCUCCCAACAGCGGCAGGUACGACGACAUUUCACUCAUUCACACUUUUCCCCCUAAACCCCACAAAAGAGAAAGCGGAGAAAGUCUGUUGUUUUGAGACUGUUGUGCUGUCUCACCUGUCCAAGUCUCGCAUAGCCCCGAAAGCAAGGCAAGCAAGCCACUUUCAUCACCUAGUAGUUGCUCACAUGCGAGGCGGUGUAGUUGGGUCAUCCAGUGUCUCAUGGUGGUAGGAGAGUCGGUCGUCAUCGUGAAGCCAGUCUCAGUCUCAGAGUACCGUUCAGGAGGAGGUGGGGAUAUGAAGCGUGUGCUGGAGUUGGAGGCACACCACCCACCACUGAUCCAGCACCUUUCCAACGGUGGGGGCAAGAUGACCCGUCUCUCGCCCUCCUCCAUCCCCACAAAUAACAACAACAACACCCUCGCCACCAUCAAUAACCUCAUCAACGCGUCUGCCCUCAACCUGGCCCCACCCAACCCCAUGCUCCUCUCACGUCUCGUCCUCCCACCCAGACCAUCCCCGGGGGGAAGUGAGACGCCCCCGCCACAACACGACAGGGACCAGGAGGACGCAGACUUCUCCGACGAGGACGACGAGGGGCCCAAAGAUUUCAGAGCCGAACCAUUGAAGCGGAUGGACCGGAGUCUCAGUUCCCCAGCCACAGACAAUGGGCUCAACGGGGACCUCCUGUCGGAAGAGGAGGAAAGGUCACGCUCGGACUUGGACGAGGAGGAUGGGGACUCAAUGGACUCGGACAAGGUCGUCGGCGGUGCCCUCAACCUCGUGACCUCCGCCACCCACUCGCCCAGAGCAAGGUCAAGGUCCAACAACAACCACAACAGCCAUCGUGACCGUGAGAGGGAACGCCACCUAAACAAUAACAACACCAACCUCAACAACAACAACAACAACCAUCAUCACCACCACAUUCACAGCCAUCUCUCCAAGAAUGGGGGUGGUGGUGGGGGACAGGCGAAUGGGCAUCAUGGAGGUCAACUUUCCCCACCGUCCCCUUUGGCCCCUUCCCCCGCAGGGAUCCAGGCUGCACUGGCUGCGUUACAGGCUGGACAAUUAUCACUUAAUCAGUUGAUGAGUUUGAGUGGUCAGCAAUUCUUCCUACAGAAUCAGUUCGCAUCCGCAGCCACCCUUGGAAGUCAGGAAUUACAGGCACUUCAGCAGCAGUUGCAACAACAGCAGCAAAAUAUUCAGCAGACGUUGCAGCAGUUAGUCAUGUUUGGUCAGACGGCUGGUGGGACGGGGGGGUCGGCGCUGCCUCCGCCCACUCAAUUCUACCUCCAAAAUCAGCCGCCUAUGUUCCAACACCAAGCGCCAAUAAUGUCCUGCUCUUUGGAUGCAAAUAAUAGUUUGUUGAAUCAAAGUCUCUUUUCUUCAAACUUUUCUGGCUUGGCUUCGUCAAGAUCGAGCAACAAUAAUCCUGCAACAUCAUCUUCCACUUCUUCUUCAUCCUCUUCUGCUGCUGCUGCUGCUAGUACUCAGGUGAAGAAACAUUUAAAUGUCGCGCAAGCAGCAGCAGCUCAUGUGGCGCAAAGCCUGCAACAACUACAGAAAUCUCAACAAAAUUCCCACUCUCAACAACAGCAGCAACAGCAACAACAACACAUUUCACAUGGGCAGAAUCAUCAUGGUGUAAAUCAGCAGUCGCCGUUCCACCACGCCCAUCACCACCAUCAGUCGCCCACCCUUCUCAACCAUGAUCAUCACCAGAGGAACCAUCAACCCAACCGUGUCACCCCGUCGCCAAUUUCUCCAGCGUCCCCUCCUCAAACGCAUGUUACUCAUCAUAUCAAGUCAUCCACGCCCAGACUGCUCGUUUCUGAACCUCCAAUCGACGAAACUACAGACUUGGAAGAGUUGGAACAGUUUGCCAAAACUUUUAAACAGCGACGAAUAAAGCUGGGAUUUACACAAGGCGACGUAGGUCUUGCAAUGGGCAAAUUGUAUGGGAACGAUUUCUCUCAGACGACAAUUUCCAGAUUUGAAGCUCUCAACCUGUCCUUCAAAAACAUGUGCAAGUUGAAGCCUCUGUUGCAAAAGUGGUUGGAGGAUGCGGACAAUUCUCUAAACAACCCAAGCGCACUCUCCAAUCCGCACACCACGCCGGAAGCAGUGGGUCGGAGGAGGAAGAAGCGCACCUCGAUCGAGACCACGGUCAGGGUGGCGCUGGAGAGGGCUUUCAUCCAAAAUCCGAAACCUACGUCCGAAGAGAUCUCAAUCCUUGCGGAGAACUUGAACAUGGAGAAGGAAGUUAUUCGCGUGUGGUUUUGCAAUCGCAGGCGACAAAAGGAGAAACGUAUCAAUCCGCCGAGCGCAGGGAUGGGUAGCCCCCUCGGAAGCCCGAGCCACCCGUCGAUGCAUCAUGCAAUGUUUUCCCCACACGGAAUGUCUGGAGCCCCGUUGUCUCUUGUCACCAGCUACCCCUCCUCCCCAAGUCACACCCCACCCCACUCCACUAAUAAUAACCCCCUGACUAUCAAAUCUGAAUGACUGAGUUCCUAGGCUUAGGCUUCCGAGAUUCUUCACCAUCAUCAUCAUUAUCAGCAGCAUAUUCCUCGUCCUCGACCUACUCCUCCCCCUCCCAAAACCCAGUUCAUCACCCAACGACAAUUUAUAGCUAACUAGCAGCUAUAUAUUGCAACUCCCUAUAAUUAUUACCAUGAUGGAUGACGUAAAUUGUAAAUUAUUUAGCGAGGGCAUCAUCCUACGUACAUACAUAAUUUCCUGGUGAAUAUAAACCUGAGUUUUAAUAAUUAUAAUAUUAAUAAUCCCGUUGAUAAACGGUCCCGGUUUAAAACGAUUUUCAUAAUAAUUUAGUUCAGUAGCUGAAAUUAUUGCAAAAUGUGGUUAUAAUUUUAGGUGAUGAUAAUUUUGUACCUAUGUAUGACCUAGAACCUAGUAUAAUUAUUAAUUAUAAUUUUGCAGUUGUUAUUGCUCGAUUAUUUGUUAUUAUUUAUUAACCAACUUCAUUUAAUAUGUAUGAAGUAGUAAAAUGGAACGGUUUUGUUCACUAAUUUUUUUAUUAUUUUAUUUAUUUUCCAUAUUAUUUAUUUUUGAUGCAUGUUGUAGUUAACAUUCCAGCCUGCAAGGUUUUUUGUCUUCAUUUUGUGAUCAAAUUCCAUUUAUUUGAUAGCUCUAAGUAAUAAAUAAAUAAAUAAAAAGUGUUUGUGUACUGUACAAAAAAGAAAUCUCGUCGAAAAUGUCUUGAAAAAGUUCAUACGAAAGAAAACGGUGAAAGUUCCUACUUUGUCACAUAAAAAAUUGAUACUUCUUCUUCUCGUGGUGGUGGUGGUGGAGUCCUGUCAAAUAAAAAUGCAAAUUAAAGGUGCAGACUCAGUCAACAUGGUAAAUGUUCCUACUAUUUUACGUGAAUUAAUAGCAGUGUAGGUUUUAGCCUAGGAUUUUCAGGUACAUAAAUAAUAUAAAGAUCUAUGAUUUUCACAACCUAUUAUAACCAACUCUACAGGUAGCAAAAUUACAUAAUAAACCAAUAAAUGUCGUGAGUCUUAUUUGUGAGGAGUACUCCAUAGCUCGUAGGAUUAGGAUAUGAUAGUCCAACCACACACCCAACAGAGGCAUAUCUGAGGAAAAUCAAUCAACUUUUAUCUCAUCAAUUCACUACUCACUACUUACCAGUCUAAUAAAUAAUUAUGUACAGGUGUCCACUAAUAGCAGGGGACAAGAUUAUUAUUUCUACUUCGGCUACAGAUACAUACAUACAUAUUCCGUAUUACAUACGAUAGCGUUUCUGUGUACACUUUGUAAAAAAUUGAUCUGCAAUGUCAACUAUGAUAGAAAAUAGAGUGUCUCCGUAUGAAUAACUUGUAGACUUUUUUGUCGUAUCAAAAAUUAUUGAUUUUGAAUAACCGAAUAAAUAGUUACUCAAAAAGAGAUGCCAAGCUUUUAUAUAAGAGUUGGGUUUAAGCGACACACGGUCUUUGUCUUAUUUUACGUGUACUUUUAGGAUAACAAGGAUCGUGGUAUUCUUGAAACUGUAUGACAAUUGAUGGAGCGUGCAUGUGCGGGGACGAUGGAAAACUGUGCAGAUUGGCACGAUUGAGGUUUACAUUCUGAUAUUUAGUUUGAAAAUGAUUGUUAACUUUAAAUAAAAAUUUCGCAUUAAAGGCAACAAAAUUAUAAACUAU
This is a messenger RNA of Folsomia candida, 4751 nucleotides long. Its product is annotated as protein nubbin. Gene Ontology annotation, biological process: regulation of transcription by RNA polymerase II. Gene Ontology annotation, molecular function: RNA polymerase II cis-regulatory region sequence-specific DNA binding; DNA-binding transcription factor activity, RNA polymerase II-specific. The transcript is spliced from 11 exons. NCBI's taxonomy places the organism in Eukaryota, Metazoa, Arthropoda, Collembola, Entomobryomorpha, Isotomidae. The coding region runs from base 814 to 3096 and encodes 760 amino acids. The record is from RefSeq and is a predicted model, not a curated record.